Molecule: messenger RNA, 690 nt
Organism: Cylicocyclus nassatus
Lineage: Eukaryota; Metazoa; Nematoda; Chromadorea; Rhabditida; Strongylidae
Source: the annotation of a GenBank genome assembly
AUGCGGCAGCAAUACUCACGCCUCAAAGCAAAGUACAGCGGCUCAGCUGCUAAGACUGCUGAGCCAAUGCUGAGACAAAUAUCUUUUCUGCAAAACGACGCAGUCCCCCGUGAAAGCAUUCGUAUCUCAAAUUUGAAAAGCGACAGCGAUCACGAGUUAGAGAGCAGCUCUGUAGUCAGCGAAAGCAUGAAUCAACAUUCACAAAAAUCCAGCAUUGCCAUGGCCCCUAGUGGUGGUUCUUUGAGGAAGAAAAGGAAGCUAUCAGGCGAUGGUGAUUUUUUCAGAGCGGCACUGGACGAUCUUCCUAAGGCAGUGGCUGAAGAGAGAUUGCAACUUAUCUUCAAAGUGCUUACGGCAGAUAUUGAAAAUAACAGUGUCACAGCGGAGAAGUUAUUAGCCGUGGCAGAGAAACUUAUGAUCACAAUGCAAUGGGACUUGAUGGACGCUUCGGAGAAGUUAUUGAACGUGGUGAAAAAAGUGGAGGUUCUUAGUCAGGGUGUCAGAAUCCGUGGUCGCGCUGUAGUAGUAGUAGAAUUUGCUGGACGCUUCAGAGAAGUCAUUGGACGUGAUAAUAAAACUUUUAACGAGAGUGGCGGAAUCCGUGGUCGUACCGCAAAACUAGGAUAUGCUGGACGCUUCGUAGAAGUGGUUGGACGUGGUAAAGAAAUGGAAAUUUUCCAGAAUGCCUAA